Phoenix dactylifera (date palm) is the source of this 1222-nucleotide messenger RNA. The record is from RefSeq and is a predicted model, not a curated record. NCBI's taxonomy places the organism in Eukaryota, Viridiplantae, Streptophyta, Magnoliopsida, Arecales, Arecaceae.
UUAGGGGUAACCUCACCGGAGGCACCGAAGCCUCGUCGUAACAAAGAUCCCCACUUACCCACGGGAACCGAGACAGGGAGAGUCUCGGAGGCUGCUCUUUUACAAUCCCCCAACACCUCUUCUUCUCUCCUCCUCGCUCCCAUGUUGCCGCCGCCGCCGCCGCCUCGGCCGGCGAAACCAUCUCUCCUCCUCCUCUCCUCCUUCCACCACCGCCACCACCCAUUAGCAUCACCGACGCGGCCGGGCCGUGCGGCGGUGGCGCCGGCCCUGCUCCUCCUCCUAGUACUAAUAGUAUCACUGCUUGAGCUCCCUCCGGCUGCCGUCAGCGACCCGGACGAUGAGCGGUGCCUGACGAACCUCCGGCAGUCGCUGUCGGACCCGACGCACAGCCUUCGGAACUGGAGCAAGACCACCUUCGCCGCUCCCUGCAACGGCUUCACCUCCUACCUGGGCGGCGCCACCUGCAACAACGGCCGCGUCUACAAGCUGUCGCUGGCGAAUCUGUCCCUUUCCGGCACGCUCUCCCCGUUCCUCGCCAACUGCACCAACCUCCAGUCCCUGGACCUCUCUUCCAACGCCCUCACCGGGCCCAUCCCCCCCGAGUUCUCCUCCCUCCUCAACCUCGCCGUCCUCAACCUUUCCGCCAACCGCCUCUCCGGCCCCAUCCCCCCGCAGCUCGCCCUCUGCGCCUAUCUCAACGUCAUCGACCUCCACGCCAACGCCCUCUCCGGCCUCAUCCCGGACCAGCUCGGCCUCCUCGUCCGCCUCUCCGCCUUCGACGUCUCCUACAACCAGCUCUCCGGCCCCAUCCCCGUCCUCCUUGCCAACCGCUCCGGGGGGCUUCCCCGCUUCAAUGCCAGCUCUUUUAUUGGCAACAAGGACCUCUACGGCUACCCGCUGCCGCCGGCGACGGGGAGGGGGCUCUCGGUGCUCGCCAUCGUCGGGAUCGGGCUCGGCAGCGGGCUGCUCAGCCUCGUCCUCAGCUUCACCGCCGUCUGCAUCUGGCUCCGCGUCACCGAGCAGCAGGGGACGAUGCCAGGCGAGGAGGGCAAGAUCUCCCACCUCAUGCCCGACUACUGAAUUCGAUUUUUAUUUACUAAGCUUCCCUUCCCUGCUCCAUCCACCAUAAAAAUCGCAUCUUGGGACUUCCCCUGUUUCUUGUUGGGCUAUUGUUCCUCCUCCUCUCAUAUUAUUUUUGUUUUCUUUUUUUUUUUCUUGGGGG